This is a messenger RNA of Portunus trituberculatus (swimming crab), 13365 nucleotides long. Its product is annotated as teneurin-m-like. The record is from RefSeq and is a predicted model, not a curated record. Lineage: Eukaryota; Metazoa; Arthropoda; Malacostraca; Decapoda; Portunidae. Gene Ontology annotation, biological process: motor neuron axon guidance.
CGCGCUGGUGUGGACGUGAGGGACGAGAGUGGUGAGGCCGAGGCUGUGGCGGGGUGCGCAAGUCAGUACCCAACAGCCGCCGAACAGAACGCACGCGUCACUCCGACCUCCUGAGCCUCCCUCCAGGACAACACCCAUAGCGGGCCGAACUCCAUCCCGCCGCUCACUCGGUCGCGUCACCCGCCCGCGUCACCCGAAGUAGUCGCGGAUGACGGUGACUUUGCCGGCCGGGUGUCGUCGCGUUGCAUGACACAGAAGGGAAACCAUCCGUAAGGCAGUGAAUAGGUCUCCUCGAAGCAUAUGCUCUCCUGAAACGAGUAUAUUUCUGGCCUGUGUGGUGUUGGUGUGGUGGUGGUGAUGGGCCGCGGUGACGGUGUUGAGCAAUGAGAAUCCAGCCUUCACGUGUUUGUCACAGUAGCUAUGUCGAUGGAGAAGACUCAACACCACUCGGGAUAAACACUAACCUCGCAGACCCCUGACAGACGACCACAAACAAGCCUCAUGCAACACUCGAUGGUUGGCCACAGUCGAGGGGAGGGCAGAGGGCGCCCCAACGGCCGUGCCUGUUACCACACUGAGAUUCCCACUGGCGAGGACCCACAGGACGGUCUCGAGCCCCCGUAUUACGUCCAGGAUCUCAACAAACAGAGAAGCAUUGACGACGUGAAGAAGAUGCCUGAGGACUACAGACACGUUGGUCCCACUGAGCCCCUUUACCAUCAGCCCCCUACCGCUCUCGAGACACAGGAGAGAGUCAGCGACCUCCUCUAUAGGUACCAGGGGGGCUGCGUGGCCGGGGGAGAAGCGGCGGGCAUGGUGGCUGCCGGCGGAAAUUCCCUCACCUCUCCAUAUUUUGCUCAGCACCAGCUUCGCCUGAGUCAAUCCAGCGGCCGUAGAUUCUCGCCCUUGAGACUGCACCUUGAUGCCUCCAAGUCCUCGUGGCGACGGUGUUCCUGGCGCUGCACCACCGUCGUCUUCGUCUGCGUCACCAUCUGCCUCGCUGCCACCACCACUUUCUUCGCCACCUCGCAGGUGAGUCGGUGGCACAGCACUGAGGGCUGCCUGGACGAGGCCGCCAACCCCGCCAGCGUCAACGUGCCCCAGGAGAAGGUCCCGCCGCCCCAGGGUCAGGGACAGCCCACGCCUCCCCCAGGUAACCUCGCUGCUCCGGAUGGCUGGCCUUCCCCCGCCCUGGACCCGCCUGCUGUGUUCCCUCCGCCCCGCCGAGGUCAGCAUCGGCCCAGCGGUGGCCCCCGCCCAGUGUUUCCCGCACCCCCAACCCAGCACGCCGCACCCCACCCUCCCCAGCACGACUCUUUCCUUCCCUCAGUCAGUGUUAAAAUUCAUUUAUUUUUCCACAAGAUAAAAGACAAACUGCAUGCUUUCCUUUGGCCUGUAAUUGAUGCUUCACAGGAACCCACAGCAGGCACCCCGCAGCCCACCGACCGAUACCAUCACGACCACAAUAACCACCACCACACCGCCGCCGCCGGCGCCGCCUCUCCCACACCACAGCGCCACAAUCCCAAAGAAUUCCACAUCAACUCUGUCCUGGAGGCUGGCGUGGCUCCGCCUGCUAGGGCGAGACACGAGAACCGCCUCGCCAGACGGAAGAGACAGGUUCCCGAGGCCUCGCCAGCCCCCGACCAGCCGCUUCCCUCCCCGGUAGUGUCGCUCUCCACCCAGUCCCUUCAGGAUUCAGCGUCCUUGGGCCGAAGCACGCCUGCCCUCAGCGUGGCGUCCAGCACUGCCCCGCCACGCCCCCGGCCGGAAGUACUCUCCGGGGCCUCGUCUGCGGCGGUCGUGAAUAAUCCAGCGCCUCCCGCCGCCGAGCCGCGCCCUGCCGCCCAGACCACCAGUGUGGCACAAACUUUGGCUUCCCUUGUGCCAACGCCCAUCGUCACCACACCCACCGCUACCACGCUGCCUACCAUCACACAUUCCACCCACACGCCCUCCACUCUCACUGCCACCACUGACAACAAUGGUCUCGGGGAGACUAUGGCGAGCUCGUCCACGCCCACGCCGCUCCCUGCCCAGGAAGACAAAAGCGAGUCAGAGGCGAGACCAAAAAGUGUGGUGGUGAGCGGCGCUCCCGCUGCCGGGGCCUUGCAGGGCGUAACCCGCGCCCCUGAGGAAGCGACUUUGUCCAGCCAUGUAUAUCAAGUGACCUCAGGGACGCGCCCCGCCUCAGGAGCCAUCCCUUCGCGAACGGAAGAGAGAGUGACGCCCUCACAGCUCGCCGACUCCCUCAGCCCGCCCCUGCCCGGGCCCCAGGGACGCCCCACGCCCGCCCCUCCUUCUGGGGAUGAUGUGGCUCCGGUGCUUCAAAAUGUGUUACUCGACUCAACGAACGAUGGAAAAGUGAAUUUGUUACCUUCCGCGGAAGUGGAGGGAGCGGCGUCCCUGGGGCACCAGGGGUCGCCGCGCCCCCCUGUGGUCCCCACGCACCACUCAGCUGAUGCCUCGCUGCCUCUCACACACCCUACAGCUGCGCCCCACUCCCAGACACCGAUGGACGCCACUGUGUCCUUCUCAGCAUCACAACUCACCAUCAACACCACAUUUGUAGCUUCACGCUCAUCGUCGUCAUCAUCAUUGUUAUUAUCUUUAUCAUCAUCAAUAGUAACAGCACCAUCACCUACAUCCUCCCCCUCACCAUCAGUAUUGCCAUCCUCGUCAUUCCCAGCCGCGGCGGGAGAGGCGGGCGUCGACAGGGCUGCCCAAGACCAAGACGCACAGCCCAGCCCUCGCGACGCUAACAACACGAUCCUCGGCGGCUCUCUCGGGGGCUCUGGCGCUAAUCACGACCAAGAUGGUGUGAUGCCGAACCAGCGAGGUGACCACGUCAUUACCCAUCAAGGCGGGGCCCACCAGGAGGAAAACUCCAUCCCCAAACGAGGAAACCAAGAGCCUUCGUGGCUUAAAGAGGAAGAGAUUAAGGCAGGCGGCGGAGAGGAGGGUGGUGAGGGUGGUAAUGAGAGGGAGCAUGAGGAGGACGACGCGAGACACUUCACCCGCCGCCAACACCCGCAGGAUGCGCCUUAUACCCAGGCAGAUCACGUCGCCCCGCCAGACACCCCCGCAUCCCCGCCGCCCCAGGGACGACUCUCACAUUACCCACAAAACACACACGACGACUUCAAUUCCUCACGACCCAGCGACGGCAGCCACAUUUACUACGACCCCCAGGAGCAGCGCGAUGCUCCGAGUGUCUCCCAGGACUCAGGGCGAGACUCAGCCGGUGACGAGCCUGCAACGAUCCCCGUCCCUGCAGGACAUGCAGAUAAGGCGAGUGAAGACACCGCCUCGCCCCCCACGCGGGAAAAUCAGGUGCCCUCCGCUCAGGAAAUUGCUCGGAGUCACGUUGCUUACGAGGCUGAAAGACAAAUUGAGAGGGAGGCUGUGAGCAAAGAUUCUUUCCCGGCGACCUCCAGCGAGCGGCAACAGGAGAACCAGGAGGGGGAAGAGGAAGAGGAGGAAGAAGAAGGCGGGGAGAGGCAUUAUGCUGGAGUCAGUCACGCCGCCGCGAACAUGUCAGAACAGGGAGAUAUAAGUCAUCCAAAAAUUGAAUUAAGCGAGCCAGACCACCGCGCGCCGGCAGGGAACACUCGGCCCGGGAAAAAUGGAUUUACUGAUGGAAAGGUUCGCAGCGGGGCGGCCGAGGGGGCGGCGGCGGCGGCGGCUGGGGGGGCUGAGGGGCGGGGCGCUGGACAGCCACAAACAGACGCCUACAAUGAGCCUGUUAUUGACCCCACCCCACCGAGUGCCUCCAGCCAUGACCCCGCCGACUUGUUGACCCGCGCCUCCCGGCCCCCUCAGCAGCCCACCCCGGCCACGCCCCAUCACGCCCCUGCCCACGGCAACACUAAGAGUCUGGAGGCUGCCAACAAUCCCGUCCUCGCGCUCCUUCAAGGGGAAGGAAGGCGCGGAGGCUCACACCAAACUCUGGACGGAUUACCCGCAGGAGAAGAUCAGAUCUCCAUGAUUUCCACGUCGCGAGGGGAAUAUAAUGGCGAGGAUGAAGAGGAGGGGAGGGAGGGCCUGGCCAGCCCCACCAGUGAUCCUCCUCGAUCCCCUGACACCCCCGAGCACCAGCAGCCACCGGGGCGCGGCGAGGUGAUAGGCGGUGACCACAACACACAAUUACUUGGCAGUGCCUCCCACAGUCACGCGUCCCCCGUAAUGCCGGCACGCAGCGAGGCCCAGGAUGCUGUGAGGCUGGCCGGGUCUCUACACCCCCCCGGAGGAACGGCCUUCGUGGAGAGUAGGGCGAGGGAGCCUCGGAACAAUCCAAUUGAAGGCUCUGGGGAAGUGACACCACGCUCCGGUAUCGACACUUCAGCGGCCGACCAGGUGAGUAAUGGACAUUCUUACCCCGGCGUGGGCGGCUCCCUCGCCCUGCCCGUCGUCAGCGUCACGUCCACGCCAGGCGUCCUAGACGACCAGGCCACCGCGGGGCGCUCCAACAGCGAAGAAAUUGGAAUCAAUGACGUCGCGGCCAAAGAUCAAAGAGACAAAGCAGCGCAUGAAAUAUCUCCCUCCCGCAGCAGCCAAACCGGAGAGAUUGGACCAGGGAGCCCCGCAACCCCCGCGCCCCCCGCCACACACGACUCCCACGCCACGCUCAGGCCCCUCAAAAGUAUCGAAUCUGAGAAAAAGCAAUCGGCUUCGAAGUCCACGGAAGCAUCCGCCAGAGCGGGUUACAGCGCGCGUACGGAAUCGAGUAUCGAUACGGCGGGAUCUGAAGCCAGCCAGGGACGCCCUUUCCUUUCAAGAAGCAAUCAGAUGGUCGAUGAUCCCAAUCAGGAGUCCAUCCACGCUCGGGUCAGCUCCAGGGACUCGCCUCGAGAAAAUAGAGAAGAUCAGAACGCUUAUCUUUCCGGCUGCGGCGGCCAUGAUGGAACUGCUGCGGGCGGCGGCGCGUGUCCCGGCGAAGGGGCAGCGCGCCCCCGCCAGGCCAACGCCGGACAAGGCGAGCCCGAGGAGAAUAAUUCCUGGCACGAGGCUAUUGAAGAAGACGAGAGAGAUCCCGAGAGGAUUCCAGGAGGCUCAUCGGCUCGCGCCGUGGAAGGUUCAUUACUGCCCGAACAGCGGGGUGACGAGGCCCCUGGGCAGCCCCCCUCACCUGGCAGGGCGGCCCCACCUGGCCCACCUGCCGCGAGGAGCAGUGAUCGGGAUGUAGCCAGCUACCACGGGGCCGAGACCCCCUCCUUCCCCCACACUGACGCUCCCCCUGCAGGAGGAGGCAGAGGCGGCAAUAACAGUCCAUUGGACACCGGCGGCAACAGUUCCCAAGGCGGCAGUAGCGGCGGGGCGCGCGGCUCAGGUCACAGUAUUAUGCCCUAUCGCGAUCCUCGGCAAUCCCAGGAUUCCCCAUGCAAAUGUUCCUGUCAGUGCGACGGGGGCGAGACUCCCCCGAUAAUGCCAGGGCGUGUCGCGGCAAAUCUCAAUUCAGAGGCUGUUGCAGGUGGGCCGAGCGUCUCCCCCCCUUCCCCCACUACACCCACACCCCAGCCACCCACCCCAGACCCCGCCGCCACCCCACCGCUGCCACACCACCCGCACCGCCACCACCACCACGGGCUCAGGAGGGGAACUCCCGCAGUGCUGUCCUCCUUGCACACAGACCAGGCCACCCCCACCGUCCCCACACCUCCCCUGGACACCCCCGCCACACCGCGAGAUAUAGCACCGCAAGUUUCCAACUCCGAAGAAGACCAACCAACUUCUGCCGCGUCCACGACCUCGCGAGGCGGCACGGUCGUCCACCACCUGAGAUACACGGCUGUCACCAACCCAGGCCUCACGCUGGUGCUGCCCCUGCACAGCGUCCCUCUGGAUCCCGCUGUUACCCGCGCCCCGGGCACCGCGGCGGCGAUCCACGCAUCGCUUGUGCUGGGGAAUGAAGAAGGAAGCCAGACCCAGGCCCGCCCCCAGCAGAUAGCUCCUCCUGACGGCAGCUCCUUCUCCCCUCUUACCCUGGGGGAGAAAAGGGCCUUUAAUUUAGCUCCCUAUGGAUACUGGAACCUUCAUCUUACUCUCUAUGAUCCGACAGCCAUCAGUAUCACCAUCACGAAGCCCAGGGGCACCUCGCUUGGCCUGUACGCGCGCCGCAGCUCCCUCCCCACACACACACAGCACGACAUUAUGAAGAUCCUGCGAGAGGGCUGGCAGAGAGACGCAAGGGCUUCUCCUACCAUGGAGCAGGUGUCGGUGGAGCAGGUGCUGGAGGCCGGUGACUGGUUCAUCUCCAUCUACAAUGAUGAUGGUGACCCCCACGGUGUGUCCCUCGUCAUCAACAGGGGGGACUGGGAGGAUGAGUGUCCCCAGCGGUGCCACGACAGAAGUGAGGAGUGUCUUAUGUGUCAGUGCAAAGCUGGCUACUUCGGCAUCGAUUGUUCGCAGUUGCUGUGCCCGACGCUGUGCUCUGACCACGGGGAGUACGUGGCGGGCCAGUGCAAGUGCCACCCGGGCUUCAAGGGCAAGGAAUGUCAGCUGCGCUACCACGAGUGUGAGGUGCCAGACUGCAACGGCAAAGGACAGUGCGUAGGAGGCCGCUGCCGCUGCGCCAAGGGAUCCACCGGGGAGUUCUGCGAGAAAGUCGACUGCCCACACCCGACCUGCUCUGACCACGGCUGGUGUGUGAACGGGACGUGCGUGUGUCAGAAGGGGUGGCGCGGCGCUGACUGCUCGGAGACAGACCAGGACGCCCGCCAGUGCCUUCCAGACUGCAACAACCACGGCACAUUCAACAUUGAGCUUCACACCUGCAUCUGCAACCACCCCUGGACCGGCUCUGACUGCUCCAAAAAAUCCUGCUCUCUGGACUGCGGACUGCACGGGGUGUGUGAAAAUGACGCCUGCACAUGUGAGGAAGGCUGGAAAGGCGACAACUGCUCAGAAAAGUUAUGCGACCCGAGGUGCAACGAACACGGCCAGUGCAAGAACGGGACGUGUGUGUGUAUGACAGGCUGGAACGGCCGCCACUGUACUCUGUCGGGCUGCCCAGAGAACUGCCGGAACCGCGGGACCUGCAACGCUAGGGGCGAGGACGGUAUCUGGUCGUGCAGCUGCGAGAACGGGUGGGACGGCCCUGACUGCUCCGCCAUGCUUGAGACUCUGUGCAAUGACGACAAGGACAAUGACAAAGACGGCCUGAAGGACUGCGAGGACCCCGAGUGCUGUGACCACAUCGCUUGCAACGGGUCCCAGCUGUGCAUGUCCCGAGCCUCCUCCCCCAUCGACCUGCUGCUCCGGAAACAGCCGCCCGCCGCCACCGCCUCGUUUUUCGAGAAGAUGAAGUUCCUGAUUGAGGACGACUCGCUGCAGCACUACACCAAAUCCGAGGCCUUCAACAAGAGUAUUUUAUGGAACUACUUCCACCCGAGGCGGGCGGCGGUGGUGCGAGGCCGGGUAGUGACGCGGGCCGGCCGGGGCAUCAUCGGUCUAAGGGUAAUUACCAACGAGACCCAGGAGGGAUUCACGCUGACCCGGGAUGACGGAAUGUUCGACCUCAUGGUGAACGGCGGAGGUGUGGUGUCCUUCAAGCUGGGGAAGCAUCCGUUCACUCCUAAGAUGAUACGAGUAAUGGUGCCCUGGAACAAGGUGGUGGUGCUGGACGACAUCGUAAUGACAGUCAGCGAAAGUGCAGACCACUCCAACACCUUCCGCGACCACGCCCAGCAACGCACUACCUCCCACUGCCCCCUGCAUGACUACGACCUGCUGCGCCCUAUCAUCAUGGCCACUUGGCAGAAUGUGUUCCAGGGGGAGUGUCCUCACGCAGAUGCUAUCCUGGUGGAGUCACAGGCGGUGCAGGAGUCCAUCCAGAUCCCAGGAACUGAUGUGUACCUGGUGUACCAUUCAUCUAGGGCCAAUGGUUACGAGUCCACGAUCAGAAUGCAGCUCACGCCAGACCACAUCCCCGCCACUCUGCGCCGUGUUCACCUCAGGAUCGUGCUGGAGGGAACACUCUUCACUCGCGUCUUUGAGGCUGACCCCAACAUUAAGUUCACCUACGCCUGGGAUCGCUACAAUGUGUACAGGCAACGAGUGCAUGGCGUGACGGUGGCGCUUGUGUCAGUGGGCUACGAACACGCUUCCUGCCCCAAGAUUGUGUGGGAGCACCAGACAACACGCGUGGCUGGUAACGACCUCCUCAUCUCUAUGGUGGGAGGGUUCAACUUCAACAUCCACCACACAUACAACUAUCAUCAGGGCAUCCUACAGAAGGGCGAUGGUCAGAAUAUUUACCUUGCGGGACAGCGGCAGCUCGUGACCACCGUGCUUGGGACAGGUGAGGAGCGGCAGGUGAUGUGUGGGGACAGGUGUGAAGGGGACGCCACCCAGGUGCCUCUGCUCUCCCCGUCGUGCCUCGCUGCGGCUCCUGACGGCUCCCUGUAUGUUGGGGACUUCAAUCUCAUCCACCGUGUCUGGCCUGAUGGCAAUGUCACCACUGUCACCCACGUGAAUGAGACGAGUGUGUCAUACCGCUAUCACAUGGCCGUGUCUCCCUUGGAUGGCACCGUGUACAUGAGUGACCCUGAGGCCCACCAGGUGCUGCGUCUCGGCGCCACGCGUGACGACCCGCCCGUGGUGGUGGUGGGGUCCGGCCAGCGCUGCCUGCCCGGGGACAAGAACCGGUGUGGAGACGGAGGCCAGGCCAUCCAUGCCCGUCUCACCUACCCUAAAGGUCUGGCCAUUUCCUCUGAUGGCGACAUGUACAUCGCUGACGGCACCAACAUCCGCGUGGUGAGUCGUAGUAACUCCAUCCACACCAUCAUCGGCGGUCACGAGCACCGGUCUCACUGGGCGCCCGUCCCCUGCAAUGGCACUAUCAACAUGGACCAACUGCACCUUCGCUGGCCCACUGAGUUAGCCAUCUCCCCGCUGGACGGCUCGCUACACAUCCUGGACGACCACAUGGUGCUGAGAGUCACGCCAGACAACCGUGUGCAGGUGUUGAGUGGCCGUUCCCUAAACUGCCCCACACCGCCUCACGGCCCACCUGACGCCUCCCGCACUGCCCUCCUCCUCAACCCUCAGUCCAUCGCUUUCUCCCCGGAAGGUGAACUGUACGUGGCUGAAAGUGACUCUCAAAGAAUUAACAGAGUUCGCAUCAUCACCAGUGACGGCCGCAUUUCUCUUUUCGCCGGCGCGGAGUCUGAGUGCAACUGUCGCGACCCUAACUGUCACUGCUUCACAUAUGACAAUGUAUCAGCCAAGUCUGCCAUAUUCUUCUCCAUCUCCUCGAUCGCCGUCACACCAGAUGGAGUUCUUCAUAUCAGUGAUCAGGCAGGUUACCGCAUCAGGUCUGUCCGCACAGUUCUUCCCAAGCUGAUUGAUCGCAAGCACUAUGAGAUCGUCUCUCCAGACUCUCAUGAAGUCUAUCUGUUCAAUGGUCGCGGUCAGCACACAGAGACCAAAAACCUGAUCACUGGGCAGACCAUCUACAAGUUUGUGUAUGACUCACACUCCAGCGUUAGUCGUCUGUCACGAGUUCUUGACGGUGCAGGAAAUAAGUUCCAGAUACUGCGUGAGCGAGGUGGCAACGUCAAUGCCAUUGAUACCCCACAGAAGCAGCGCAUCAAGAUCCAUCUAACCAUGACUGAGAAAUUGGAGCAGCUGGUGGCUCCCAAUGGCUACAACAUCAGCUUCACCUACAACAGCCUCAGGUCCUCCGGCCUCAUCAGCUCCAAGAUCGAGGCUUACGGUCGCACCUACAGCUACGAUUAUGAUGAGCAGGGCCGUCUCACCAGGGCCGUCCUCCCCACUGGACAGAUCAUCCAGCUCAACUUUGACCUGAGUGAGCGGGGAGCUGAGGUUACCGUGACUCGAGACGGGAAGAAUCCUGUGAAGAGCACAGUGCGCGGCAACACCCUUACACACUCAUCUGGACCCAUAGAAGCUGUGACAGAUAUGGGCGGGGAGGGCAGGCUGCAGGUACUCACAGACUGGGACCACCGGGUAUCUCUGGAGCGUACCUCCUACCGUGUGCUGGAGUCCACCAACCAAAUUGCUGCAGAAAUGUUCCCCAUCCUAUCCAAGCAGCAGACCCACAUCGGCUCCAGCUCCGUGAACCGCUACGAGUGGGUGUACACGCCGGCCAGCCACCACACAACCGCUCACGGCAUGAAGGUGUCCAGCACACUCAGAGUGAACAAUGCCGACCUCCUCACUCUGAGUUUUGACCCAGUGUCCUCUUCAGAAGCACUUUUCUCUGUGUCCGGUCAGAUGCUUGUCAACAUCACCUAUGACGUGAAGGGCAGACCUGUUCUGUGGGUGCCUGUAUCCCCACUAGUGCAAAGUAACGUCAGUUAUGAUCACUGGGGAAAAAUCAUUGGCUGGAUGCGAGGCAAUCUGUCAGAACAGUACGAGUAUGACCAUGUGAUGCGCCUCAAGUCUGUUACUUAUGCUGACAGUGCGAGAAUUACAUAUGAUUACAAGGACGAAGAAAUAAUCAAGCCACACAAGGUAAGCCAUCCAAGCGGCAGGUCCUUCGGUCUUGUGUACGAUGAUGCCGGGUCUCUGUGGCAGGUGAUCACACCCCGGGGCUCUGCCUACACUCUCAAUGUAUCCACCCUGCUUGGCUUCUACAGACUCCGUUUGGCUCUGCCUGAGGAUAAUAUCGCUCUCCAGAUCAGCCUGGAUGAGCAAGGACGUAUCCUGGCCAUGACUCAGCCAGGCCAGGGUGGGACGCUGCUGUAUCAGUAUGACAACUCUGGGCGCCUGAGUGCUGAGCUGUAUGGCCGAGGCUUCACCGAAUACACCUACGAUGACAUGGGCCUUAUCCACACCGCCAAAACCAAGCACAACCAUAUCGAUGUGCGGACAGACUACCGCUACCACGCUGGUCUCAUCAAGGACAUGCGCCUUCGCUAUGGUUCUAAGAGUGGCUUGCAUAACGUGAGGCUCAAGUUCAUCUAUGAUGCCUCGGCUCGGAUUCACAGGGUGGAGGGCGACAUAAACUCCAUCCCACUGAAGGAGGUAAUCAUUCGCUUUGACAACCAGACAGGUAUCCUCAACCUGAUCAGCGACCUGAGGAUCAUCCGCAACAACAUUCUGGAGACAAUGCUGCAGAACCCCGAUAAGGACUUUGUCAACACACGCCUGCAGGACCACUACGGCCGCCUGGCAGAGGUGGACAUGAUGCUGCAGGGAAGGACAGUUUUCAUGAUGAAGCUCAAGUAUGACAACCGCAACAGAAUAUCAGAGAGGCUCAUCGCGGCAGCUGGGCGACGAGAGGGAUCCAACGUUACUUACACCCCUGAUGGCGAGAUCUUAAAGGUGUAUGGCACGCUGAAUUGGACGUACUCUUAUGACGAGAAUGGCAACAUAGAGCAGAAUGACAAGACAGAGUCGCUGACCUACGAUGAGUGUGACAGGGUGAUCAGAGUCGGGGAGAACCGCGUAGUGUAUGACGACCGAGGAUUUGUGAUCAGCAUUGACAACCAGAACUUUGAGUAUAACACCAAGGGCUUGCUAGUGUCAGCCUGGGACAGGGAGCAGAAGUGGUCCUUUACUCUAGGAUACGACCACUUGGACCGCAUUUCUGUCUACCGGGAUCACCAGAACAAUGCCACGCAGAUUAUAUAUGGAAGACCUGAUCUACCAGACCUCAUCACCCACCUGCACAACCCCCACACAGGAGCCACCAUUCACCUCCUCUACGAUGACAUGAACCACCUCAUUGCCAUGGAUCAGCCGGAUGGAAGGUACUAUGUCGCCCCAGACCAGAAUGGAACGCCCUUCGCCAUCUUUGAUCACUUUGGCUCCCAGAUCAGAAGCCUGGUGUGGACACCUUUCGGCCUUUUGAAGGAUUUCUCUGGCACCAGUAUGGAGAUCGGUGUGGGUCCAUGGGGAAGGUUUAGGGAGCCACACACGGGUCUCAUUCUCUUCAGGGGCCAUGCAUACAAUCCUAGGAUCAUACAGUGGAUGACGCCUCGCUGGGGACACCUGACAAACCCCAAGAGGCUGGUGACAGAUGUGUUCGUGUACCGGUUCAUGAACAACAACCCAUUUGUAUCCCCACCAGGCCGUAACAGCCACUACUACACAGAUGUGUCUGAGUGGCUGGAUUUGUACGGGAUCCGAGUGAACCGCAUUCUGGGCUCAGAAUAUCUCAAGAGUACCCUGGUGAAGCCCCGUCCUGUGGUGGACGUGGACGACUUGGGCACCUCCGAGGUGGUGAGUGGCCUGUGGUGCCAGUAUGAAGCCUGCGUGGACCAUCUGCACGACCUCAGUUUCUUCUCCCACUCUAAUAUGAAGAGCAGGAUGGGGACAUGGAUCAGUGCACCCAUUUCCCGCCAGGUGUCCAUCUUUGGGCCUGGCGUGCUUGUCUCCAACAUAGACGGCCGUGUUCUUGUUACCAAAGUAGGAGAGGGUGAUUUCACAGGCGUGGUUGGUGAUGUUAUCCGGACAGUUCUGAAUAACUCGAUAAUUCUAGACGUAAGUUCCACACACAAUGGCCUUGAUACAUUCUACUUCAUCAAGAGCAGCCGCAACCGCGCCGCUGAGGAUAUGAACCACUUGAGGCGUCUGUCUGGAGUGUUUGAGGUAACCAAUACGGAGACUGAGCACGGUCAUGAGAUCCGCAUGUCCACUCCCACCUCCCACCUGGUCAUCAUGUACGGGGAGCGCAUGCAGCGUGCCCGCAGCCGCGUGUUGGCUGAGCUGAAGCAAGAGGCCGAGGAGCGAGCGUGGGAGCGGGAGGCCAUCUUGGUGAGGAUGGGCCGCGUGGGCUCACAUGGGUGGUCAGCGGCAGAGGCUGCCGAGCUGGAGCGGGAGGGCCGUGUGUCGGGCUACGUGGCCACUCACCUACAUUCUCCUUCCCGUUACCCGUUGCUGGCCUCAGAUGCUACCAACAUUGUCUUCAAACACGAAAGUUCCCGCAAACGACGCAAGAGCCGCAGAAGGUUCCGCAAGAAGAGUUGGCGACAGCGGAAGAAAGUUGAAGUCUGAAGAGAACAAUGUUUGGCGCGCUGAUUGAAGUUUUGGCAGCACUGCUGUACCCAUGAACUUCCAGGCAUACGCUACUGAAUCUGCCUUUAUCGACAGAUUGUGAUAUAAUUGUACAUAUUUAUGUAAACUUAACAGAGUUUCGAUAUAUACGCAUAUUGUGUGCGUUUUUGUUCUUUCUAUAUGAGGUGAAUUAAGAAUGUAACUUUCAUGAUUAUCAUAUUAUAUUCAGUGUUCUUAAGAGACCUAACUAAACCCAUGUAUCAAUUACGAAAACUUUUGGUGUUUCUUUCACGUGGUUUUUACUUACGACUGUAUUCUGCAGUAAUCCUACACUGUACAAUAUGUCAUGUAUUAUGUAAAGUAAAAUAAUGAGUUUUUAAUAAAUAUUUCGAUGUACAUUGA